AUGGCAUAUGGGAGCAAUGACAAGCGUGGCACAACCAACAACAGAAACUCUACCCAAGACGACACCCACGCAGAGAAUAACCACCACAUCAUCAAUGUCUCCGCCCCUUCUGUUACCGCCACCAUCUCCCUCCCCAACAAUCCACGCCCCACUCCAAAUCACUUCCCCCGCUUCUCUGGAACUGUUCAGUCCUUCAACAACUGCGGCGGCGGAUUACAAGAUUUCACCCACGCCGAGAUCAAGACUCCUGCAGCUGGAGAUUCCUUCAACAACCUCGGAUCAGGCUCCCAAACUUUCACGGGUGCUAAGAUUCACUCUGCUGACAAAUCUAGCCAACUGAGUAAAUCUGUUUUUCCCUGGAAACGAGACCAUGUGGCCAACCACGGAACCCUCCACUCCUUCAACAAUAAAGGAAAAGGAUCCCAGAGUUUCGACGGCUUCAAGCUCAACUGA
Messenger RNA from Sphenostylis stenocarpa, 453 nucleotides. NCBI's taxonomy places the organism in Eukaryota, Viridiplantae, Streptophyta, Magnoliopsida, Fabales, Fabaceae. The record is from the annotation of a GenBank genome assembly.